GUCGCCGCCAAAUUAAAAUUGAGAAAUUCUCACUUCGUCUUCUUCAAUGGAGGAAGACGAUUCGAACUCGAUCUCUGCUGAAUCAAUCUCUCUCGACACUCUAGCUUCAAUUAGAUCACUCAUUAUCAACGCCGACACUUCCGACUCUAUAAUUUCCUCGGUGUUCGAUUUCCUUACUGGUCUUCUGAGUCGAGGAGACUCGCCGAUUCUUCACCACAUCCUCAAGCUACUCUCCGAUCUUGCCUUCCGGCGAAAGGAAUUAGCGCCACAGAUCUUCGACUCGGUCCUUUCCAACUUACUCCGCCUUCAAAACUCCGCCGCCGCCGUGGAAUCGCUUGCUGUGCUGGCGUCGUUAUCCGAGAGAUACCCUAGCAUCGCCGCCACCGCGAAUUCCAAAAUCGACGGCGAGGUAUUUGCGUCGAUUUGUCUCGGAGCACCUAUAUCGUCUCGGCUGUGGCUACUUAGGAACGCGGAGAGGUUCAAUGUCCCGUCGUCCGUACUUUUCACCUUGUUUUUAGGGUUUACCAAGGAUCCGUAUCCUUAUAUUCGAAAACUAGCUCUGGAUGGACUGAUUAGUGUAUGUAAGGCUGGUGAUUUGAAUCACGCUCAUGCCGUGGAAGGUUGCUAUACUCGUGCUGUUGAGCUUCUAGGCGAUGCUGAAGAUAGCGUCAGAUCUUCUGCAGUUCGUGCAGUCAGUGUGUGGGGCAAAGUGAUGAUUGCUUCCAAGGAAGAAGAGGUGGACAGAAGAGAAUGUACAGAUGCUGUGUUUCUCCAGCUUUGUUCUAUCGUGAGAGAUAUGAGCGUAGACGUGAGGGUUGAGGUCUUCAGGGGAUUUGGGAUUGUAGGAACUGCAUCAGAAAGCAUUAUAUUGCAAACAAUUUCUAAAAAAGUAUUGGGAGCCAGGAAAGGGAAGAAACCGCAGAAUCAUCUUUCGAAUGUAUCAGCUGAUGUCGCUGCUGCAGCUGGAAUUUUCAUCCAUGGUUUUGAAGAUGAAUUCUACGAGGUACGGGAAGCUGCGGUUGACUCCUUCCACUCCCUCUCAGUAAAUUCUAUCAAAUUCCCAGAUGAAGCUGUUUACCUAUUGAUGGAUAUGUUAUACGAUGAUUAUAUGGUUGUCAAGUUGAAAGCUUUAGAUGCAUUGCAUCAUAUAGCAGACUUGGGGGACCUGAAGAUACAGGAAACUUAUAUGCCCGCCUUUUUGGAAGCUAUUGUUGAUACUUCUGAGAACAUAAGAGUUGAGGCUAGAAACAUUCUUAAACUGGCAAAGCUGCCUGAUUUGAAGCUGGUCGACAAAUGUGUUAAUGGUGUCCUUAAAAGUUUAGAGAUGUAUCCACAGGACGAACCUAAUACCUUGUCUGCCCUGUUCCAUUUUGGACAAAACCACGCGAAGUUCUUAGCCAGUCUGGUUAAGAGAUUUAGUGAACAGUUAGGGACAGCUUCCGGAAAUAAAUCUGAAUUCAACAGCCGACACUUAUCUGCAUCUCUUAUGCUGAUAAUCUCAGCCCCUCUCUCAAACAAACAAAGCAUCACCUCCAUACCACCCCUGGCUUUUUCAUAUUCACUUGCAAUGCUGGGGAAAUUCUCUCGUGGACUUCAUGAGAUGAUGGACCAGGAUACGCUUUUGGCUUACUUGACUCAUUGCACUAUUCUUUCUGCUUCUUCGGGUACAGAAUUCAACAAAGGAGAUAUAUUUUUUCAUGCAUAUAGGCACGGUGAUGCAGAUUUUGCUGGAAACCCUGUCUUACUACCAAGCAAAGAUAUAUCUAAUGAGAGUAAUCAAGCACUCAAGUUUGUUAACUAUAUACUGUUGAAAAUAAAGGCUGCCUGGUUGUUAUCACAAUCAGGGUGCUCGAAAGAAGCACUCCGAGCGUUGAGGUUUUACAGCUUACAAUCUAUUAAAAUUCCAGCCUCUGAAUCAUUGUUUCAGGUGUACCCUAUCUAAUGUGUUUCUUGU
Messenger RNA from Camelina sativa (false flax), 1954 nucleotides. The record is from RefSeq and is a predicted model, not a curated record. NCBI's taxonomy places the organism in Eukaryota, Viridiplantae, Streptophyta, Magnoliopsida, Brassicales, Brassicaceae.